Thunnus maccoyii (southern bluefin tuna) is the source of this 2543-nucleotide messenger RNA. RefSeq lists its product as uncharacterized. The transcript is spliced from 5 exons. Bases 795 to 1847 code for a protein of 350 amino acids. The record is from RefSeq and is a predicted model, not a curated record. NCBI's taxonomy places the organism in Eukaryota, Metazoa, Chordata, Actinopteri, Scombriformes, Scombridae.
CUUCUGUCACAUUGAAAAAAUGCUAUUGAGCUGCUGCGGGCAAGUGAGGAGACGGAAGUGUGUCUUUGAAAAUCUCUUUAAAAUGUAUUUGAUGUUUGCACCAGGGCUAUAUUUGACUUGUUUUAUUGUUUUAAGCCCCUACAACUUUAUUGAUUUGUAUUUUCAACAUUGAUGGUCAGUAAAAUCUAAAACUUUCCUAUACUAUACAAACAGAUAUAAUGUUAUGUUACUACAACCCUCAGUAAAUGUUUACACAGUACACACUGCACACUCUUACAACUCAUUACAGUAGGUAUUUAGGGAGUCCUCUAAUAAAUCUACAGCAAUUGGGUAAAGAAUAAUGAACAAAUAGGCUACGUCAGUCACAAAGUUAAUAACUUACCUAUAAAAACAAAAUAAUUCUCAUCUGUGCCUCCAUCGUAGGCAUUGUCUGUUAAUUCCUUAGAUAUGAAUCAAAACGUUUUUGAAAACCUGUCCAGUUGACACGGAAUCCGUGCUCACAGACGCGUCCAGCACCUGAGCUGCGCACCUGUCAGCACUUGGUGCCUUUACGCACAGCGCGUGAUGCGCGUGUACGUAGCGGCUGCGCUGCUCCCGCAUUCCAUGAGGUGAUAGAACGCUUGCAGGUCAGAGAGGCGCUUCCAGUCAUGCAGGCGCCCUUGUGACGUUUGGUCCUUGAUGACACUUCAGUUCUAAAGUCCAUUUAUCAACUCAAGAGAAUCUCAGUGACCAUUUCUACACAGACCUCCACCGUGAAAGCUACUGAGAGAUCGAUAAAGAAACUAUCAACCGUUAUGGAGAACGCACAGAUUUCAUCAGAUAAAUUUGAUAUAGAGAGUUUGAGUGAAGACCGGGAACUAAAGCCCAUAGAUAUGGCCAUCACCCCAGUGAUGUUAUCACAUCUUCAUAAAAUAAUAGAACAGCAGUGGAAGAUGUUGGCAACCGCCCACACUGACACUGACACCAUCAAGUUGCUCUCGAGCCUGUGCCAGGAUGUGGUGGAGGUGAUCACCAGCAAGGUGGGGGAUGUUUUGCUAACUGAGGCCCAUACCAUUAUGCAUGAGAUUGAGUCCAGCAACACUUCAACCACAAUGAACAGGAUUGAUGUGUCCAAGAAGGAUUGGAGUGAUUACAUUCUGACAGAGGAAGUUCUUGAACUAGUCCUUGGGAAUUCCUUGCAUGCCUGUCUUGGAACAGUGAUGGGAGUUAUGGUGGAGCGUUCCCACAACUCAGAUGAACUGCUGAAGUUGGUUGCAGCAGAGGUGACGAGGAGGGUGAACCAGUCACUGGCUAAAAUCUUUCGAUCAACCAUUUUCCCACAAUCACCACAAUCUGCUGGGUCUGACAUCUCCCUCGAAUCUAACGUGGAUGAUAUGGUGUACCAUACAGCCCAGAUCCUGCAUAGGUGUAUUUGGAAAAGACAACAACGUGAAGAAGAUUCCCAGUUCAGUGAGUUUUCCGGUCCAGAUGAAGUCACUGAUGUUGAGGAGUUCAAUGCUGAGGAUUCAGACUCAAUCUUCUCUACAUCUAAGUGUUCAGUCCGCACAUUUGAUAUCAAAAAAGCUUCUCCCAGUCCGGUAGUGGAUGUAUCACAGGGAGAGAAUUUCUCUGGACCAAAGUGCUCAAGAAGAAUCAGCACCUUUGUGAAGAGAGUGGGGAGGUCUUUUCGGAGAAACACUGCGAAAGUCGGUCCAGCCUGUGAAGUCAUCUACCUGGAGAAUGGAUCAACACCACAGCCUCCAAAGAAGAAGAAUGGUCUUUCCAUCACCAGGAUAUUCUCCUCCUUGGGCAAGAUUCUGACGAAGCCGUUCAUCUCCUGCAUCAGUGGUGAAUCACAGGAUGACUAGAACACACAAGUCUCCUGAGUUCAGUCUUUCCAUCUAGCUGCAGAAAGGUUCCAUUGGAUAGGGGACCUGGACCCACUGCUUAUGCAUGAUGGGCCUCCAAGGACCAGGACUGUGAGGAUGCCUUGGUGACACCCAUGCCUGCUAUUAUUAUUAUUCAUAUUUCUAUUAUUAUCACGUCUUCCAUGUGUUUCUCUCCCCUCUCUCCCACCCUCCCUCCACCAUCCUCCCUCCCUAGAUAGCAAAAAUAAUGUGGCCAAGAUCCGGCCCACACCCGACACUUUCGGCACUUUCAUCCGGCCCACAUACCACCUGGAAUGAUGGCACUUGGGCAGUCCGCUCCUGUUUCCCAGAUCUGGGCCACAAGCAAGCUGUAUGUCAGCUAAGAACAAACCAGAUAAACCAGAACUGGCCCACAUCCAGAAUAUACAUACCUGAGAACACAGCAUCUUUACCAAAGAAAGCCCACAUUUGAUUUGGGAUAUUUGGGCCAUAUUUGCUGUUUAACAUGUAGGCCAUUUCAGGCUCAAAUCCAUUUUGUCUGGCCCAGAAGAAGGCCAGCAGUGCCGUAUCAUUGUCUGAAGUGGCUCACUUCCUUAUGCUAUCUGGGUCCUUCUUUCUAUCUCAACCCAACCGGUCAAAGCAGAUGGCCACCCACCUAGAGCCUGGUUCUGCUCGAGGUUUCUUCCCAUUAAAGGG